This is a messenger RNA of Paramacrobiotus metropolitanus, 2019 nucleotides long. RefSeq lists its product as uncharacterized. Gene Ontology annotation, molecular function: protein binding. NCBI's taxonomy places the organism in Eukaryota, Metazoa, Tardigrada, Eutardigrada, Parachela, Macrobiotidae. The coding region runs from base 135 to 1856 and encodes 573 amino acids. The transcript has 5 exons. The record is from RefSeq and is a predicted model, not a curated record.
UCCUUUAGGGUAGUAAUGGCGCACAUAUUCUCCCAAGUACCUAUGUUCUCGCCUACAUAUAUCGAAAAUUGCCGUGAAUUAGUCGCAAGUUGGGGAGGCGCAUUGUUUCUUCCUGCAUCAGGCUUUAUGCAAAGAUGGUACGACAUCGACACUCAGUCUUGUGUCUUGUCGUUGUGUCACUCCUGCUCAUUACGGGUUUGGUCUAUGGACAACGGGCGCGCUGUCCUUCCGCAUGUCGUUGUCAGUCGUCCGGCGACGAACGGGAAGUCACUUGUGACCCACCCACCAGCGACGCCAUCAAUUUCCGGGAUGUCGAUCGUGAUGUGACCGUUCUGCAGGUGACACCACAAAGCGCUGGACGCAACCCGCUCGGCACUCUUCCGGAUGCCUUCGGUAAUUUCGACCGUCUGCAUAGACUUAUUCUGCGGAGUGCCGGAAUACAGCGCAUCUCCAUGGGUGUCGCGCAACGGUUGGGAAAUGUCAACACGCUGGAUCUGGUGGGGAAUGACAUAACCGCCCUACGCGAUUUAUCCUUCGAUGGGUUGAAUAAUGUGCAAGUGUUGCAAUUGGCGAACAAUGGAAUAACCGAUAUUGCGGAUGAUGAUCUACGGAGCCUAAGGAAUUUGGUGUCCGUAUCUUUCUCUAAUAAUAGAAUCCGCAGAAUUUCUGCCGGCGCUUUUGCCAAUCAACCCUAUUUAUCCCAUCUUGAACUGAACGGAAACAGUCUGCAAGAUCUCCCAUCUGCACUGUUUGACAGUGUUAUUAGGCUCGAGCAUCUGGAUCUGCGAAAUAACCAGUUCACCGAAAUACCUCGCGGUAUCCAACGACUUCUUUCCUUACGCGUUCUCCUUUUUGACAACAACCAGUUGACUACCGUUCCCGGGCAGUUAGUCCAAAUCUGGGAGGAUUCCCAAGAUAUGGAGGACGUUUCUUUCCAUAACAACCCACUAAGUUGUCAAGGAUUGGAAGAUCUCAUUUCAUUUUCCCAAAGCCGCGAUGGUUUUAAGAAGGUCUGUGAUAUCGAAGCGACUCGCUACCUGAAUCCCGGCGGUCAGGCGGUCUGUCCCACCUGUGAUGGCAAUAAGCGGAUCGAUCAGCUGACCAAACAGAGCAUGCAGCUCAUCCAGGGCAACCGACCGCGACCGCCUCCCAAGCAGGAUCCGGGAUAUGUAGUCUACCAUGUGGAGGAUCCUGUCCGCGCACCGAAAGACUUCGAUCCGCGACGGGAUACAAAGCGCCCGCCAAUUUCCAACGUUGAGAGCCAGACGGCCGCUAAACUGAAGCAGUACAUGCCGGGUGCCGGAGUACGCUGCGAUUCACAAAGAUGUUACUAUAUGAGCGCGAAAGGCGUUAAAGAGUGGCGAACUGCCGAAUAUUUUUGCCAGAUGGUUGGAUUGGAUCUACUGGAAAUCAACGAUGCAGAUGAGCAAAAGCUUGUCAUGAAAUUUUUGAUCGAUGCCGUUAAGGAAGAUUCAAGACGAUCUUCCCCAAGCAGAGGAUGGUGGAUGGGUAUGCGGUACGACACCAACAAAAAGGCUUUUGUCUUCGCAACUACAGGAAAUCCGAUCCGUUAUACACAUUGGGGAGAAGGUCAGCCUAACGACAUGAGUGGUGGUGAAGACUGCACCGAAUUGUGGGACACCUCGGACUGGAAUGACGUUCGCUGUGUUUUGCCAAAAGAAAACAUGUUUAUCUGUGAAUCGUCGGCUGCGGUCGGAAAGGGGCUUGUUGCCCAGGGUACUAACAUUCAGAAGGAUAACGGUAACCAAUCUGGAGGUCGCCCGAACAAAGUUUCCGGUUCCGCGUCUUCGGAAGGCAGCUCAUAUACGACAUUCUCCAUAGUUAGAGAUAACUAGCUAGUACCCAGUAUAAGUGCGCUAUUAAUUCGUGGUAUUUAUGUAUUUCUGAAUUUCAAAUGAUAUUUGUCACCAGAUCGAGAGCUGCGCAGUUCUUUUGGACAGCUGUCUGAAAGCACAUCGAAGUUAACAAUUAAAUCACACCAAAUAUCAUCCAUAUUAU